AUGUUUCGUGUUAUAUUAUUAUUUUUAAUCUUAUCCGUAACAUUACCUACAUCAUCAAUAUCAAUUAUUCGAAAAGAUCGUAUACGUCGACAACUUGAUAAUCAACAUUGUGAAGCUAUUAGAGGUUUCGAUUGUAAAUGUUCCUUUUAUCGUGUAACAUGUACAAUUGAUCAUGAAUUACCAUCACCUAUAAAUAUUAUAGAAAAUGAAAAACACAAAUAUCAAUCUGUUGAAUUAAUUAUAGAAGCUCCACGUGAUAUUCAUGUUAAUGAAUAUACAUAUGAACCGGUUAAAGAAUUAUAUAGUCUCGAUGGAGAUCAUUUCGAAUUUCGCAUUAAAUUCGAAAAAUUUACUGCACUUCAUUUAUCAUCAUCUUCAAUCUUUAAUCGAAUAUUUUCAGAUAAUUUACCAUUAAAUGCACGAACACAUUUAGCAUUAGAAAUUUAUAAUCCUGAAGCAGCACCAGAUGAUAAUCCAAAUCUAUUUCAAAAUUUACAUGCAGAGUCAUUAGAAUUAUAUGUAUUGUAUCCAUUUCAUGGUACAUUUCAACAAUUAUUCAAAGAUGCCAAUAUAAAAUUUCUACGUUUAAGUGGUGGUGAUAUACGUUCGGAUGUUUCUGAAACAUUUACAGGCAAUAUCGCUCGUUUAGAGUUAGCUAAACAAGCGACCGCAAUUUCAGUACAUCAUUUUCCUGUUUAUCCAGUACAUGAAUUAACUAUAAAUGCGUUUUAUGUAACCGACUUUGAUACUGAACAUCCACCAAAUUAUGCUAAUUUAGGUGAAUUACGUGUUCAUACUACAAAUCGUAUACCAGCACAUGCUUUUCGUCAAUUUCCUAAUAUACAUACUUUAGCUGUUCAAAGUGAUCAAGGCAUUGAUCCACAUGCAUUUGAUGGCUUAACUCACUUAGAAAAAUUAACAGUCAAAGAUUCACCACCAAAUUUAGAUCUUUUCAAUAGUUUACCAAAUCUUAAAGAAUUUAAAGCAAGUAUUGAAACAUUAGAUGAAAAUACACAAUGUAAAUUAAUUGAAAAACUAGCUAGUAGACAAGUAGCUAUUCAAGCCCUACUAUAUGGUCGAGACUGUACAUGUGUAUCAGCUUAUUUGGAUACAGCUGCUGAACGAUUCCCAUGUAGUCCACAAGGUUGUGAAUAUUCAUCAUGUGCUGCAAUUAAAAAUAACUAUAAUGCAGAUACAAGUACAUUUAAUCCACCACCAACAAUUCACCGUUCCGAUGGUACAGAUGCUUUACGUGAACGUGAACCACGAGUAUACACUGCACCAUAUCAAGUAACACCUCAAGAUAAACAAAAACUACAAAACGCUAUUUCACCACCACAACUAGAACAAUCAAAUGAAGAUAGUCGACGACCUGAUGAUGAUCACCAACAUUCAUAUUCAUCAAACGAAUCUCAUAAAUCAGAAGAUGCAGAUGAUUACUCAUCAAAUGUAGACAACAGUCAAACUGAGAAACCUCAUGUCGAUCCCUCACCUAAUCAAACUGAAAAACCUUGUUCUGAUCCUUCAUCUAAAUUUGAACAUCCAUGGGAUGAUCCAAAUUAUUGGCAAUCAGAUGUAGACAACAGUGAAACUGAAAAAACUUAUUCUGAUCCAUCACCUAAAUAUGAAAAUCCAUGGGAUGAUCCAAAUUAUUAUCAAUCAUAUAAUGAAUUAGAAGUAACAACACAAAUAAACACACAAGAUAGCUGGGAACAGUAUCCAAGCGAUAUUACUACUACUGCUGCUACUCCUUUUUAUCCGAUCAAUGAUGAUUCACAAGAAGGGCAAGAUAGUGAAAAAUUACAAGCACAAAACGAAGAUACUGAAUAUCAAACUGAUACAGCAACUGCUCAAUCAGAUGAACGUGAUGCAGGUAGCAGCGAAAAAGAAUAUAGUCCAACAGUAACCACCGAAUAG
Messenger RNA from Adineta steineri, 1917 nucleotides. The record is from the annotation of a GenBank genome assembly. NCBI's taxonomy places the organism in Eukaryota, Metazoa, Rotifera, Eurotatoria, Adinetida, Adinetidae.